This is a messenger RNA of Melanotaenia boesemani (Boeseman's rainbowfish), 5010 nucleotides long. It is a transcript of the gene ltbp3, whose product is annotated as latent transforming growth factor beta binding protein 3. The record is from RefSeq and is a predicted model, not a curated record. The transcript is spliced from 29 exons. Gene Ontology annotation, molecular function: calcium ion binding. The coding region runs from base 384 to 4124 and encodes 1246 amino acids. NCBI's taxonomy places the organism in Eukaryota, Metazoa, Chordata, Actinopteri, Atheriniformes, Melanotaeniidae.
CCUCCCUUCUUUCUCUCGCAAACCCACAUACGCACCGCUCUCCAACUCUCCAAAGCAACAGGCGAGAAGAAGAAGAAGGGAGAGAAGAGGGACUAAAAGAAGAGAAACGAGGUACUUCCAAAGAUGCCAAACGUUGCGGUUCCGCAGACGGAUCACUUCUUUAAGCUAAGGACUUAAAAUUGUUUUUUGUUUUUUGUUUUUUUCAAAGGGGGAAAACAGGAGGGGGACGCUCUUUUUUUCUUCUUCUUUUUUUUCCUCCACCGCAUGAGACGUCAAACUUUUCCCUCGGUUAACAAAGCAGGCGCCUUUGAGCUGGAGCUGAACUCCUCAGCUUGUGAUUUAAUGUCAUCGGAUCUCUGCAGAGGGUAGUGAAGGAUGCCAGGAUGCCCUCUCUGAUCCCCCAUCUGCUUGUCAUCUGGCUGAGCGUCCACAGGCUGGUGUGGUGCGCGGAGCGCUCCUCCACACGGGAGCGCUUCAAGGUGGUCAUCGCUCCUCUCAUCUGCAAGCGGAUCUGCCUGAAGGGACAGUGCCACGAUACGUGCGAGCAGGGCAACAACACCACCCUGAUCGCGGAGAACGGGCAGGGGGCCGACACGCUCAUCGGACAGGGCUUCAGGGUCGUUGUGUGUCCCCUGACAUGCAUGAACGGAGGAGUAUGCAGCUCCAGGAAGCACUGCCUGUGCCCUCCAGGCUUCACCGGUCGACUCUGCCAGUUUCCACUCCAGCAGACGCAGCAAGCUCAGGCAGCACGCGGCAACAAGCAGCCCAUGUACCCUGUACUUCCGAAGCCCAAUGGCCAAAAACAUGUGGAGCAGUCAAACAUAGGGCGCACCCAGUUGACACAAACGCAUUCGAUUUUCUCCCUACCCGUGUCACAAUCGGGACACCAUUCAUCAGAAGUCCAGAUUAACGUACGUGUUCACCACACGCCAGACACCUCUGUGGUCAUUCAGCCUCCUGAUCAAUCAGACGCCAAGGUCCCUCGCAAGACAGGGCUGCGCCCAACCCCAACUCGCAACAAACCAAAGGGGCGCUGCUUCCAGGAGACCACACCCAAACAAGCCUGCAAAAGCAACCCACUUCCUGUUCUGACCAAUCAGGAGGAUUGCUGUGGCAGUGUGGGGAACUCAUGGGGACAAAACAAAUGUUAUCAGUGCCCCAAAUUACCAAAUGCAUCAGUCAAACAGACUAUUGUGGAAGACUAUGGAUCUACCUGUCCACAAGGAUAUAAAAGAUUCAACAGCACUCACUGUCAAGAUAUCAAUGAGUGCUCCAUGCAGGGCAUCUGUCAGAAUGGAGAUUGUCUUAACACGCUGGGCAGCUUCAAAUGUUCCUGCAAGUCCGGUUUUGUCUUGGAGAGGAAUCGAUGUGUUAUAGAGACCCCAGCUGAGCACGGUCAGUGCUUCCUGGUAUCAGAAGCCAGGGGAUGCGAGCACCCUCUGUCCAACCUAAUCACCCAGGAGAUGUGCUGCUGCACGGUGGGCAAAGCUUGGGGCCGUAAUUGUGAAAAGUGUCCUCAGGUGGGCACAGUGGCCUUCAAGCAGAUCUGUCCUGCAGGGAAAGGAUACUUUCUCCAAAGUAUAACAGAGACUGUAGCACUUUCACCCAACAUCUUUGUCCACAUGCCAGAGAUAGAAGAACCAGAGAGAAUGCAGAAGCCUGCAGAGACAACCACUGUACAGCAGGCUCAUACCAGCUCCAGCAGGCCUCGUGUACCUGUUGUUAAACCCACCCCUCCGACAAUCAUCCGAAUGACCCCAGGCAAUGAUCCUCUCGAAACACAGACAAAAGUCUUCCCAGAGACAGAUGAAUGUAAGCUAAGCAGAAACCUUUGCGGUCAUGGAGAGUGUGAGAACAGCCUGAGCGGCCACAUCUGUCACUGUCAUCCCGGCUACCAUCUCAACAUGCUGAGGAACAUCUGCGAGGAUGAAAAUGAAUGUGAGUCAGAGCCAUGCGGCCAUGGCAGAGGUCGGUGCAUCAACACAGAAGGAUCUUAUAAAUGCUAUUGUCGCCCAGGCUAUAAACACAUGGUGCAGCGUGGAAGGUUGAAGUGCAUAGAUGUGAAUGAGUGUGCCAAGCCAAACAUCUGUGGAGUUGGAGGCCACUGUGUGAACCUGCCUGGUUCUUAUAAAUGUGAAUGUCACAGUGGUUUUAGGAGCAAGUCACACCAUCAUCCAGCUUGUGAAGACAUUAAUGAGUGUUUAAAUCCAAACACUUGUCCCAACGAGCAGUGUGAGAACACACCAGGCUCCUAUGAGUGCUUUCCCUGCUUGCCUGGUCAAGAAGCCCACGCUGGCACCUGCUACGAUAUUAAUGAGUGUCAGCAGCCGGGCAUCUGUCCUAAUGGGCGUUGUGAGAAUCUCCCUGGUACUUACCGCUGUCUGUGCAACGAAGGGUUCCUCCAUUCUGCAGACAGCAAAAGUUGCAGUGACAUUGAUGAGUGUGCAGAUGUUUGGCUGUGUGCUUAUGGGCACUGCAUCAACACAGACGGCUCCUUCCAGUGCCAGUGUUACCCAGGAUACCAGCGCACACAGGAGGGCAGCCACUGUGAAGAUAUCAAUGAGUGUGAGAGGCCAUCAAACUGUCUGAACGGUCGUUGUAUUAACAGCAUGGGUUCGUACCACUGUGAGUGUCAAAAGGGGUACACACUGGUUGGAGGCAGGGAAUGCCAAGACACAGAUGAAUGUACCGCAGACAGAAGUCUCUGCCAGCCCUACGGCAUAUGUGAGAAUAGACCAGGCUCGUACGUGUGUGUCUGCAAUCACGGUUAUGUCCUCUCAGAGGAUGGACACAGCUGUGAGGCAGUUCGAGUGCAGACAGAUGAGAAGAAGGAAUGCUACCUGAACCUCGAUGACACUGUGUUCUGUGACAGCGUCCUGGCUACCAACGUCACCAAGCAGGAGUGCUGCUGCUCCAUUGGAGUAGGCUGGGGAGACCACUGUGAGAUCCACCCCUGCCCUGUCUCACACUCAGCUGAGUUCCACUUCCUGUGUCCAAAUGGACAAGGUCUCUACUACGAGGAAGGGCUCCAGUACAGCCUGCCUGCAUACCAUGAUAUUGAUGAGUGUGCCUUAUUUGCUGAGGAAAUCUGUAAGAAGGGCCGCUGUGAAAACACGAUGCCAGGCUAUGAGUGCUACUGUCAACAAGGCUUCUACUAUGACGGCAAUCUUCUCGAGUGCAUUGAUGUGAACGAAUGCCACGAUGAGUCUCUGUGCACUAAUGGUCAGUGCAUCAACACUGAGGGCUCCUUCUAUUGCAUCUGUAACCGGCCCUGGACCCCAGACGCCAACAAGAAGAAGUGUGUAAUGGCCACAGUAGUAGACGCGAAUGAGUGCGAGAACCCAGAAAACUGUAAGAAUGGCCUCUGUGUGGACACCCUAGGGUCUUACUACUGCGUCUGCACUCCGCCCUGGACUCUAGCCAUUGACCGUAACAGUUGUGUGACUCCUGAGGAGCAGGCAGAUGUGAAUGAGUGCCAGGACCCCUCGUACUGUAAGAACGGGAGGUGUGAGAACACGCCCGGCUCCUUUCACUGUUUUUGCGACCCUCCCCUCACCUUCAGUGCAGCGCUGAAACAGUGCGUCUAUGACGAUCGCACUGCAGCCCACAAGGAUGUGUGUUUCGUGCAGGUUGAUGAGGGUCUCAUUUGCAGUGAGCCCGUGAAGGACCUGGUGGUGACCUACUCAGAGUGCUGCUGUCACUAUGGUAGUGGCUGGGGGCCCGAAUGUAACACCUGUCCCCCAAGAGACUCAGAGAUGUUCAAUCGUCUUUGUGAGCUGCAUCUUGACACUGAGUCUGAUGGGGAGCAGGAUUUCCUGGCAGCCUUUGUCAACUACAACCCAGGUGACAGUUCAGAAGAGGAUUCAGAUGAAUGCAGCUGUGCAAAUGGCCACUGUGUUCGUUCCUAUCUGGGCACCAUGUGUGACUGUAACCCAGGCUUUAGGCCAGACCACUCUCGUACCCGUUGUAUAGACAUUGAUGAGUGUGCAGAACCUGGCACCCAUGUUAGUCCCUGCAAAAAUGCUCGCUGUGUGAACACCACUGGUUCAUACAAGUGCUUUUGCAAGCAUGGCUUCGUGGCCACACGCAGGUCAAACGUAUGCGUCCAUCGCAGAAGUCGGUAACCUCUGAGGGUCACCCUGGUCAUCCCUAUCAAAGCACACACAUCCCAAAUAUGCUGUGCACACACUUAUUUCAAAUAGUCCAAAUGUGGGGCUGUGUGAAUAUGCAAUGAACCUAAAAUAUGGUUCUCAUCAGGAGCCAUGUCAUCACAAUGGCUCAUCUUAAAUGUCCACAACACAUCAUUGUCAGCUCCUCUUUCAGCUGUCAUUUCACUUUUAAAAAGUAACUUAAAGGGACAAGGAACUUUUUUAUUAGUUAAACACGUUUCAUAAUUAAUGUUUUUAAAACUGUUUUAUAGUCUAAGUUUAAAUUGUACAUUGUUGUGAUUUUAUUCUAUGCUCUCCUUGUUACAUUGAUCUUUAUUGGAAUAUUUGGUAUCAAACAACCUCUUGUGUGUUUGAAAUAUCACCAUAGUUUCACUGUUGUCGCCAGUCCAUCCGUUACUUGUAUACUAUUGGAAUGCCAUGACAACUUUUACAUGAUCCAGGGUUCCCCUUUACAUUCCCAUUUAGAUCCAUAUAAUGUCAUGUUUAACUCUGCAUCAUCUGAAGUGUAUUUUCUACAGUAAUCACACAUUUUUAAUUUGUUUAAUUGUACAGUUUGUUCAGUGGAGUGGACUAUGUGUUAUUCUUGUUUAUUUGUUAAUGUAAAAUAUGAGAAAUCCGAGGUUGUUGUAUUGUUUGACAUGUGCACCUAAGUGAGCUUAGUGGACAAGGUAAAAUAAAAUGCACUAAGUCUUGAAUUCAGUGGAAAUAUUUUCUAAAUGUAGCUUUUUCUGGAAAAUCAAUAAAGUUUACUAUCUAUUAUUAUAAUUGCUACAUUGAAGUAAUUAGGAAACCAAAGAUGAUGUUGUGAUGAGAUGAAUUUAAGUAAUAAAAAAAAAGAAUU